CUACACAACAAAGUUUGUUGUCAAUAGCAUCGUUAGAACUCUGCCGGUCGUGUUAGCUGUUUUGUUAGCUUACAAGUGAACAGAAAUUGACUCUAUAAAGUAAUUUAAUACAUUAACAAUGGACUCAAAUUCGUUAUUCGCAUUAGAACUCGUUGCUGGUAGCGGACACACAUUAAACAUCGAACAGAGAUCCGCUCUGCAAACGUCCUUGGUGAUAAUGAAGAAAAACUACAAAUUCAAUCGAGUCUUGUUUUGGGGGAAAAUAUUGGGAUUAAAGGAGGAUUAUUUUAUCGCUCAGGGGAGAGGAGAAGAUGAGCUGAAGGACAAAAAGAAUCUAUACAGCUUCAACUGCAUGGACUGGUUCCUGCUGCCCCCUGCCACAGACUCCAUGACCGAGGAGGUGAAUAGAGCUGCAAGAGGGCGCUUCACGGGAGAUCCGUCAUUUGAGCAUGUUGGGAUCAAAAAUCAAGGAGACAGAGACGAGGAGGUAGUGACCAAAGUCAAAGAGGAGAGCAAGCUGGCAGUGACCAUUCACCAGAUCGAUGAAGAAGUGUCUGUGGUUCCUCGUGGCGCCUUCGUCAAGAGCCCACAUGGCCUCGUCCAAGUCAACCGCAGUUUUGGAGGUUUGUCCCACUCAGAGGCAAGGAAGCUCGACAACUUCCUACACUUCAGGGAAGCAAAGAACCUGAAGAAGAAAUCCAUCAUGGAGUUUGGUGAUUUGACCCCAGCUCUUGACUUCAUGGAUGCACUGAGUGAUGACAUUCCUAAAGGAUCAUGGAGUCUUCAGCUUGAAUGCGCCAGUAAAGUGUGCGUGUUGCGAAGCCUGCUGUGGCUCGGCCUGACCUUCUACCACGUGCCGAUGACGCCACAGCAUGGGCACAUCUAUAUAGGAGAUGGAACCAAGAAUCUGGACCUUCCCUUUAUGCUGUAAAAGUGAUGUUUUCAACCUUUUCAAGCAACAGUUUGAAAUGUAUUUAAAGCAGCAUUGUACAUUACUUUUGUUCAUCUUAUCUUGAACCAAUAAACUCAAGCGGUUCAGCUUGUAUUUUUUAUGUC
Molecule: messenger RNA, 1056 nt
Organism: Notolabrus celidotus (New Zealand spotty)
Lineage: Eukaryota; Metazoa; Chordata; Actinopteri; Labriformes; Labridae
Gene: rsph9
Product: radial spoke head component 9
Exons: 5
Coding region: 119-931 (270 amino acids)
Biological process (GO): motile cilium assembly; cilium movement involved in cell motility; axoneme assembly
Cellular component (GO): axoneme; radial spoke
Source: RefSeq, a predicted model, not a curated record